UUCCAUCGCAUACUUCUUGUUAAGCUCACAGUUCCAUGGAUCGGGGUCACAACAAGCCGGUUUCAAUUCCGGUUCAUUCUUUUGGAUCAGAGAGAAACAUAACCUAUUCAGCCACGAAGAUUCAGACGGUUGCAAGAGGGUUUCUUGUGAGGAAAAGUUUUAAGAAGAUGUUGAAGAUGAUGGUGGAGGUGGAGGAGAUUAAUAAGAAGGUGAAUGAUGAAGAAACGGUGAUGAUGAUGAAGAAGGAGCAAAAGGAAAGGAUAAGGAUGGGUGAAACCAUCAUGAAUUUGCUUCUUAGGUUGGAUUCUGUUAGAGUGUUCAAUUGUUGUGCUCUUAGGGACUUGAGAAAGUUGCUCAUUAAAAGGGCCAUUUUUCUUCAAGAAUAUGUGGAUCAAAUUCAAAUGGAGAACGAGAAGAAUGAGUAUGGUGAUGAAGGUAGAUACGUUAGGGCAGCGACGAAGAUUCAGAUGGUUGCGAGAGGGUGUCUUGUGAGGAAAAGCAUGAAGAAGAUGUUGAAGAUAAAGGUGGAGCUCGAGGAGAUUGAGACGGUGAUGAUGAUGAUGAAGAAGAAGGAGCAAAAGGAGAGACUAACAAUCGGUGAAACCAUCAUGGAUUUGCUUCUUAGGUUAGAUUCUGUUACAGUGUUUCAUUGUUCCUCUCUUAGGGAGUUGAGAAAAUCACUUAUCAAUAGGGCUAUUUUUCUUGAUGAAUCUGUUGAUCAAAUUCGAAUGGUGGGUCCCACACAUGAGGUUAAGUGUGAAGAUGAGGAAGAGGAUGAGGAAAGGUUGAGAAGGAUGAUGGAUGAGAAUAGGGAAAUGAUAAGAAGGAUGAUGGAUGAGAAAGAGAAACAAACUUCAGUUCUUACAUCUCUCACACAAAGAGUGGAGCAGCUUGAGAGAGCAUUCCCCAGUGAUAAGAAUAGGAGAUAUGUUGUUGAUGCAAAAUAA
Molecule: messenger RNA, 947 nt
Organism: Lathyrus oleraceus (garden pea)
Lineage: Eukaryota; Viridiplantae; Streptophyta; Magnoliopsida; Fabales; Fabaceae
Exons: 1
Coding region: 36-947 (303 amino acids)
Biological process (GO): protein folding
Cellular component (GO): plasmodesma
Molecular function (GO): protein-folding chaperone binding
Source: RefSeq, a predicted model, not a curated record